UGCUGUGAUCCGGCCGGGGCAUUAGGAGUUGCAGAAGUAGCGGACUUAAAAAGUUUCUGUCUGCUAGUCUGUUCGUCGUGAAAUAGCACUUCAUGAAGAGUCCCUGACUGCCAAAAGGGGAAAAUAUGGCUUUUUAAAUCUCUGACUGCCUCCGUCUUCACCGUAAAGCUUCGUGUGCUUUGCUUCAGCGGCGCACUUUUCCAAGACUAUCCAGAAACUAUGGGGUCUUCAACUCUUUCAUCCAACCUGUGCACCAUUUGUGCUUUUGAACAAUUUAAUCGGAGCAGACGACACGAUGGCGGCAUCGAUCCUUCGCAGGAAUAUUCCUCCCAUUUCCACAGGCGAGCUCGGCGCUCCCCUUCUCCGACAGGCUAGCAGCGGCCAAUCACGGCCAAGGACAGGGGCGGAGCCAGCAGAGAGGCAGCACUUAAUUGGUGAUGGUCAUUCAGAUUGGAUGACGGAAAAAGUUGAUUUGUCUUCAUUUGUGUCGACGACCGAGUCCUCUCCCAGCUCAUCCCUUCCACCCUCGCCGUUAGAACAAGAUGUCAAGGUGCCCUCGGAUCUGGAGGUCAUGACCUCUCUACUGCAGGAGGAGCUGGCUCAGCUGGAGGACUACUUCCGCUCCGAGUCCACAUCCGCCACAAACAAGUGCGAGAAAUCCUCAAAAUGUGACAAGGGUGCUCAAGGCAUGGGCUCCCAGUCUUAUUAUCAGUUACCCUAUGGCUCGUAUGGGACCAGCCAAUCAGAAACAAGCCCUGUGGUUGUUACCUUGGCAACAGGGGAACUGGACCUGGCCAGCUUCUGUGGCGGUCCCAUCGGCAGAUCCAAAAUAGCGCGACCUGCUCCAUACAACUACCACCACCGCUACCACCAUCACAACAAUGGGCGAAGAAUCCUCAGCGAGGCGGUGAAAGUCAGUGAAGAAGUUGGACUGGAUUCGUGGGGCUCCAGGGGAAGUUACUCAGGAAGCACAGAGCUGUCUGUGAACCACUACUCCACGCUGAAGACCGUGAGCAAGAGCAGCCUUGGCGGCGUCAAGAAGGUGAGAGAAUGUGCUUUAUCGUUGAAGGAAGAGGAGAGUUAUUGUUUCUCAGAAGGAAUGUUUUGCAGCGAAGAGAUUGCUCGAGGUUUUUGUCUGGGUGGCUCGUACGACAGCCACCACAAGCGAGAGGGACAGUUGAUGCACAACGUGAAGGUCAAUGUAAGUUACGACAGCACGGGGCUGGAGGUCCUGCACUGCAGCAAAGAUGGAGGACUUUCUGGGGGUAUUCCCCAAGAGACAAUGGUGGCCGGUGAUGGCUACUUCCACCAGUCGAUGGCCGGCUCGGAUCCUUACCAUAGCUUUAUUGGAGACCUCGAUCAGCCGACACAAGCACAGGCUGUAGAGCCCCAACAUGGCCACUACCUCUAUCCAGAAUGCCUUGCAGACCAGAGUUACGAAUGUCUGUCCAGAGGGGAGGCAGAGGGGACACUUCUAGGUGCCCCUAUCCACCGCCCCACCCAGAGGCUAAAGGACGAGCACUGCUCCGUCAAACCGGCUCUGGUGAUGGGUGCCUCUCUAGAAACCGGCUCUGGAGAGAGAAAGCAGAAGAAGAGAGACCAGAACAAAACUGCUGCUCACAGGUACAGGCUGCGUAAGAGGGCGGAGCUGGACUCUCUGGAGGAGGAGCUGCACGGCCUCGAGGGACAGAACCGGGAGCUUCGUGACAAGGCGGAGUCGGUGGAGCGAGAAAUCCAGUACGUCAAAGAUUUACUGAUUGAGGUGUACAAGGCUCGCAGUCAGCGGCUCAAACAGGACGGCAGUGCCUAACAAAAGAAACAAAAAAUGCCCACCUCCAAAACUGAGAGCACCAAGAGAAACAUCAAGUCAAGAACACCAUCUGGUUUUUGUCUUGCGAAAAUGAAAUGGUAGUUGCAUGAUUUUGGUAGUUCUUUUCUAAAAAAAAACAGAAAAUAUAUAAAUUCCAAGAGGAUGACCGAACAAAAACAAACCUUUCCUCCUGAUCAAAAACAAUGGUGACUAAACUCUAACCAGCCUUAGCGAGGUGGCUUCCAGAGGAGAUGCUGAACUUGUCCGUGACCACUGUGAUCCGAACUGCACUCACAGCCUUGUGAUGACUGCGCUUGCGACGAUUGAUCGUUUACAAAAUGCUCUUUGAAUUAGUAGUAGUGAUUGAAUUUUUGCUUGUGGUUUUUGUGACACACACACUUCGGCAGCAUUGAGGCAGAUCCAUCACUAAAUAUAUAUUUUAUUUUGUAUUUUAUUUUUACUUAAUAUAUUCAUUUAUUAUCAUUUUGCUUAAAACAAUCAAAUAAAGGGAUUGCUGGAAAAAAGUGUGUAACAUGCUCUAUGAGAUAUUCAUUAUCAGACACAUUUAAAGAUUUGUAUUGCUAAAAAUGUUGAGUAUUUACACUUCUUUACCCCCACUGAGAUACCCAAUGCAUGUUUGAUUUUGGAAAAAGCAUGUGCGAGUGUUAUUUGAAGGCAAUAUUCUGUUAAAUGCAUGGCUUCAAGAUUUCCACCGAGUUAUUCUUCUCAUCAGCCGGCGGCCUUUCUUCCCCCUUGUCGCCGGUGAGACUCAUGCUCAGGAUUUGGUUUUCUUCUCUGACAAACAGAAACAUUGCUUCUUUUCUUCCUCUUCUCUCUCGGCUGUAUUUUUGCGAUCAAACAAUCACCUGUUGACACAACAAUAAAUCGUUGUUGGGUAACGGUACGACUUCAUGGCAAUUUUGUUUUCAACUGAUCAAUUGAUGUAUCUGAAAUUCAGGUUAUUUUGGGAAUGGAUGUCAAUGUCAGGAAAUUCUACGUCAGGUAAAUUACAGCCAAAUAAAACACUAAUGUAGAAUCAUUCA
This is a messenger RNA of Cheilinus undulatus (humphead wrasse), 2853 nucleotides long. It is a transcript of the gene atf5b, whose product is annotated as activating transcription factor 5b. Bases 296 to 1810 code for a protein of 504 amino acids. Gene Ontology annotation, cellular component: nucleus. Gene Ontology annotation, biological process: regulation of transcription by RNA polymerase II. Lineage: Eukaryota; Metazoa; Chordata; Actinopteri; Labriformes; Labridae. Gene Ontology annotation, molecular function: DNA-binding transcription activator activity, RNA polymerase II-specific; RNA polymerase II transcription regulatory region sequence-specific DNA binding. The record is from RefSeq and is a predicted model, not a curated record. The transcript has 4 exons.